AUGGGAAAGGUUGCCUCCCUGACAGCGACUCUGUUGGCUGUGUUCAGGACAGGCGAACACCUCUUCAUCUUGCCGCUAUACUGCCUUAGCAAACUGGCGACACAACCUCCUUCUCAUACGCUUCUCCUAGCUGACACCACUAAUGCACCAGUAGUGCGGGCAACACAGAAUACAGAAUUGUACGUGGAUAUUGUCUUCGCAGAUGCAAAGCGAACUUCACCCUCGACCUGCCAAGACGAGCUUCGGCUGAUGUUGAGCUCCCCGAUACCUGUUCUGGAAUCGUACCGUAAAGCUGAGAUGAACUGGGCGGGGGUCGGAAUCGAAUGCGACGUCCCAGACAGAUAUCUGACUGAGGAAUGUUCUUCGUCAGAACGUAAUCGAGCUGAAGCUUAA
Necator americanus (New World hookworm) is the source of this 393-nucleotide messenger RNA. RefSeq lists its product as uncharacterized. Bases 1 to 393 code for a protein of 130 amino acids. The record is from RefSeq and is a predicted model, not a curated record. The transcript is spliced from 3 exons. Lineage: Eukaryota; Metazoa; Nematoda; Chromadorea; Rhabditida; Ancylostomatidae.